Molecule: messenger RNA, 1244 nt
Organism: Ruditapes philippinarum (Manila clam)
Lineage: Eukaryota; Metazoa; Mollusca; Bivalvia; Venerida; Veneridae
Exons: 2
Coding region: 167-1195 (342 amino acids)
Biological process (GO): DNA repair; telomere maintenance
Molecular function (GO): DNA helicase activity
Source: RefSeq, a predicted model, not a curated record
GUCACGUGACAAUUUUUUAAGGCGUCGUUUUAUUGGCUGUAGCGCUGGUUCCGUACACCAUAGACUUGUACAGCUGAAACGAGACACCAAAACACCGGAUGUAAACAACAGCUGAUUUCAUCACAUGUCGUAUUAAAUAAAUUCUAACAGUUUAACACUGUUUAAGAUGAAUAUUGGACAGAAAAAAGCCGUUGACAUUGUGAUAGAAGGACAUAACCUUCUACUAUUAGGUUCAGCAGGAACCGGCAAAUCAUUUGUUAUCAAUGAAAUUGCCAAAAGCUUGAAGAAGAUCGGUAAAAAUGUACAGAUCACAUGUUCAACAGGAAUUGCGUGCAGUGUUUAUAAAGGGGUCAACGCUUGUACUAUUCAUCAGUUUACUGGGAUAUCCGAUGGUCGUUAUGGCCCUGAUCGUAUCACAGAUGUUAUAAAAAACAACCCAAAACAUAAGCAUGUACUCAAAAACAUAUACAAUGUUGACACUAUAAUUGUUGAUGAAUGCUCAAUGAUAAGUCAACAAGUUUUUGACAGUGUAAAUAAUGUUUGUAAAAUUAAAGACCCAAGUCGUGAUUUUGGAGGUAUACAAAUAAUUUUUUGUGGUGAUUUCCUCCAGUUACCACCAGUUGCCAGUCCAUCAUAUGGGGAUGAAGGAAAGUAUUGUUUUGAGUCUGAUAAUUUUAAGAAGACAUUCCCCCAUAGAGUCAUUUUAACUGAGAUAGUCAGACAAAGUGAGGAGCAGUUCAUUACAGCAAUUAAUGAAGUAUGUAAUGGUGUAAUAUCCCUUGAAUCUGAAAACUUUAUAUCUAAACUGAAUAGGCACCUAGACGUUCAAGCAGGUUCAAGGACUGUGAAAUUAUUUGCCAAAAAUGAUCUUGCAGAUGACUAUAACAGAAAGUGUUUAUUAGAAUUUCCUGGAAAUGUGUAUGAAUUUAAAUCUACAGACCAGGGACUGGCAAAAAAGAUGUCUACAAUUUCUGCUCCUCAUGUAUUAUGGCUGAAAGUCGGUUGCCCAGUUAUUUUAUUGAGAAAUUUAUCAGACAAACUUGUCAACGGUCUCCAGGGAUAUGUAAAGGAUAUUCCUGAUGAUGGAUCUGGUCCAACUGUUCAUUUUCCAACAGCCAACAUGACAAAAAGGAUACCAAAAGUAAAAUUUACAGUUUACAGUCCAAGGCUUAAUACUGAUAUAGCUGUAAGAUAGCAGUAUCCACUAAAACCUGCAUUUGGACUUACCAUACAUAAGGCACAAG